AUGGGCAAGAUUUACGACUGGCUCGCCGCUCCAGGCAAAAAGGGGCCGAUUGCUGAUACCGCUCCCACACAAGUCGUUGCUCGCUUUCCUAGCAGCGACUCGAGAAGUGACAAGCUGACCGCUGAGGUGACCGAGGUCUGCUCCAAGAGCGGUGAUUCGGUGCACAACGUGACCGGGUACGUGGACAAGCAAAAGGACGGGCGGCUCGACCGCUGGCUGGACUGGGUGGUGCGGGCGUCGGGCUCGGAACCCGUGUUCCUGUUCAUCCUGGCCGGGCUGCUGGUGUGGGCGCUGGUCGGCAUCAAGUACGGGCAGACGGACUCGUGGGCGGUCAUGAUCUCGGACAUCCAGGCAAUCCUCAGCUACCUGUUCGACUCGCUGCUCGUGCGGCAGCAGCUCAACGGCUACGACAAGAUGAUCCGGCUGACCGCGAGCCUGCGGUCGCGCAGCGCCAGCCACCGCCGGAUGGUGCGCACCGUGCAGGCCCGCGGGCAGGGGCUGGCGCGCGGGGACGCCGAGGCCGCGGCCGCGCUGGAGGAGCGCUUCCGGCAGAAGCUGGCCGAGGCGGGGCUGCCGCAGGAGGGCUGGCUCGGGCGGGCAUCCACCAAGGCGUCGGCGGCCAUGGGCCACUUCGUGACCAUCUGCCUGUACUGGGUGGGCAUCUUCGUCUGGCUCGGCUUCGGGCACUACUGCGGCUGGAGCGACCGCUGGCAGCUGUACAUCAACUCGGCGACGUCGGCGCUGAUGGUGCUCAUCUUCGCCUUCCUGGCCAACAUCCGCGAGCGCCACGCGCUCUUCACCAACCGCUGGCUGAACCUGCUCUUCGAGGCCGACUCGACCGUGGAGCAGCGCCUGCGGCAGAUGACCGGGGACGAGGCGCCGAACGAGGUGGUCGAGGUGCCGGCGCCCAAGAUGAGCCACCUGCAGCGCGCCAUCUUCUACUACGCCGACUUCGUGGGCACGCUGACGGGCGUCGGCAUCCUCAUCGCCGUCAUCGUCGUGUGGGUGGCCAUCGGGCCGGCCAUGGGCUUCAACAACAACUGGUGGCUGCUGAUCGGCACGUACGCCGGCCUGAUCGGCCUCAACGACGGCUUUGUCCUGCGCAACCUCCAGCACGAGCUGGAGCGCUACGAGGACGCCGCGUUCGAGGAGGCCGGCCUCGACGACGUGGCUGUCAUGGAGGCGGCCGCCAUCGCCGACCCGGCCGAGCACGUCACCCGGGCCAAGCCGUCGCUGAGCACGCGCCUGUCGGAGCGCAUGGGCGCCUUCCUCUCCCACGAGUACGUAGUCAUGGCCGACGUCGUCCUCAUCAUCGGCCUCAUCAUCGGCGCGAGCGCCAUGCGCUGGACCGUCACCGGUCAGCUCCUGUGCAACGUGCCGCCCAGCGUCAUCGAGAGCUUCAUCAUGCUGAUCCUGAUUACGGGGCACAACUUGGGUGAGGUCCGCCGCAGGGAAAGCAUCGAGAACAUGUAUCUGCGCAGACUCAAAGUGCUCACGUAUGUCGACAUGGUCGGGGGAAAGAAUGGCGAAAAGGCAUGGUGA
Molecule: messenger RNA, 1542 nt
Organism: Cordyceps fumosorosea ARSEF 2679
Lineage: Eukaryota; Fungi; Ascomycota; Sordariomycetes; Hypocreales; Cordycipitaceae
Product: Low affinity iron permease, Fet4
Exons: 1
Coding region: 1-1542 (513 amino acids)
Biological process (GO): transmembrane transport
Source: RefSeq, a predicted model, not a curated record